This is a messenger RNA of Blepharisma stoltei, 1563 nucleotides long. The record is from the annotation of a GenBank genome assembly. Lineage: Eukaryota; Ciliophora; Heterotrichea; Heterotrichida; Blepharismidae.
AUGGCAGCUUCUAACAGUCAAAGCAUGAUUGAUUUUCUGAAGAAUUCUUCAUUUAUGACAGCUGACGACGCAAAAAUUGAUUCAUCAUUUGAAGAAUCCGUAAUUUAUAAGCCAAAUGUCGCAGUCGGAUAUCAAAAUGAUAGAGUUGUGCAGUUAGAACAAAGACUAGCUGAAAAGGAAAAAAUCUUGAAAGAAAUGAGCACAAUUCAUGACGAAACGUAUGAUAAUAAUCUUGCACUAGAAAAUAAGCUGUCAGACUGCUUCAGGGAAAGGGAUAAACUUCUGAGGGAAAAUGAAAAUUUGAAAAUAAUUAUUGAAGAAAAAGAGAAAAAAAUUGAAAAAUUAGAAAAACUGCUGAGCUCAAGGCAAAUUCCUGUAGACGAAGAUACUACAAUAAAAUUCACACAUGAAAAAGACAAAUUUGUAAUAUUAAAAGAACUAAACGCCUUAAGAGAAAAAUACAAUGACAGAGAAGAACUUAUUCUGAAUCUUCAAGGCGAGAGAGCUCGUCUACGUCGGCAAAUUGAAGAAUUAAAAUCUAAUAGCAAAAGAUGUAUCGAUGCAAAUUCUAGACAAAUUGAAGAGCUAAAUAAGAGGUUUUUUUCGUUAGAAGAGUCCUUAGAUGAGCAGUUAUCUCGAAGAUAUCCAUCAGAAAAAACCAAUUGAAAGGACAUGAUUAAUGAAGUUUCAAACACUUUGCAAGUGCAUCACUCAGAAUUGGUUGAAAAGGUUAAGCACUUACUCCCCCCCCCCCUCCGUGAGCGAACAAAACCAUUAGAAAAAUCGCCAUUUUUUUGACCAAAAACCCACCCUCCGUGAGUGAACAAAAAUAUUUUUAAUAGAAAAAAUUUUAAUAGAAAAAAAUUUUGCUAUAUAAGUGAUAAUUAGUAUAAUGAAAUCUAGAGCUAAUUCUGUUUAAUUUUAAACAAAUUGCGUUUUAAAACAUAAAUUUUGCAAAUUAAAUUAGUAUUUGCUUCCCAAUUUUUGCAAAUUAGGAUUUUUUUUAAAUUUCGAAAAAAAUAUUUUUUAUAAAAUUUAUAUAUAAAUUGUUUUUUAAAAAAAAAAAUUAACCCCCCUCCGUGAGUGAACAAAAUUUUUUUGUUCGCUCACGGAGGGGGGGGGGGAGUUAAUAAAGCAUAGGAAGAAAUGCAAAUGGAAAAAAGUUAUAGCAAAAUUUAGAGAAGUUAUGAAAAUGAAUGGGGAAUCUAAUUUUUCUCGAGAAGAUAUAUGGGUAUUAGCCUAGAAAUAGUGACGGAUUUAGAAAGCUUAAAGAGAACAUAAAUUAGAUAUAAAGAAAUCAGAAGGGAAAAUUGAAGGGAAAACUCUAUAUGAAGGUGAAUAAGCAAUUUAGCAGAUGAAAGAGCUCAGCUAAAACAAAAAGCAGAUAUUAUUAAAAGCAUACAAAGGGAUCUGCAAUGUAUAGACAGCGAGUCUAUUCCGAGCACCAUUGAGUUUUUAAAUACCCAAUUAAGAUCUUGCCACCGAAUAAUAGGACAGGUGAAAAAAUAUUUUGGAUUGCCUCAAGCAUCAACAAUCGACGAGUUAGAAAAAGCUUUUAAAUAA